Pogona vitticeps (central bearded dragon) is the source of this 2806-nucleotide messenger RNA. It is a transcript of the gene ZCCHC7, whose product is annotated as zinc finger CCHC-type containing 7. Gene Ontology annotation, molecular function: zinc ion binding; RNA binding. Gene Ontology annotation, biological process: nuclear mRNA surveillance of mRNA 3'-end processing; nuclear polyadenylation-dependent snRNA catabolic process; nuclear polyadenylation-dependent snoRNA catabolic process. Lineage: Eukaryota; Metazoa; Chordata; Lepidosauria; Squamata; Agamidae. The record is from RefSeq and is a predicted model, not a curated record. Gene Ontology annotation, cellular component: TRAMP complex.
AGUAGGUCGUCUUGGCUACCUGGGCCUCCCCACCGUCUCCCAAGUCUUAGGCCGGGCGUAGAGACUCCGGGGCCGGCUCUAAAUCUCUCUUCCGCCCACCCGGUGCCCUCAGCCCCGUGGUUUUUUUCUCUAGUGGGCGCCGUCCAGGCAGAAUUUCACCCUGUUGGCCGGUUGCCAGAGAAGACCAAACGCCAAAGUUUGGGAGCUUUUGAGGGUGGUUAAAAACAACAACAACAACCGCCAAACACGUUGUUUUCGAUACAGAAUAGUUUCCAUGAUGUUUGGGGAAUAUGAUGACGUAGAGGCAAUGGAAGAUGAUCUUUACUGUGAAGAGUCUUCCAGUGAAACAAGUAUUGAUAGUGAGGUUGAAUUUCAUCUUUAUAGUCAAGUCCAUUAUGCACAAGACUUGGAGGAGGUCAUUGGACAGGAAGAAACAGUAAAACUUGCAUCUGCAGAGUAUCAGGUCUCGGUCAGUAAACAUGACCAGAAGAAUAACUUCAUUGUAAUUUCAGAUAGUGAUGCUGUUCAUGUUUCAGAUAGUCCAGAUGUCAUUACUUUGUCUGAUACCCCUGAUGAAGACAGCAUUUAUAAAAGUAAACUUCAGAAGCUAAUGACACCAGCAUCUCCAGCACCACCUGAUACUACUGAACUCAUCUCACCAAAACCAUCUCGAGGUUCUUCUCGGUUUACCUUGGUUACAAAGAGAGGUAUUACAGAAACUUCAAAAAAGGAGAGGACUAGUCAUAAAUCCAUAUCUUUUCACCGUGAUGGCAUUCGCAUGAUCCACAAGAUCUUAGUCAUAGAGGACAGCUCUAGUGAUGAACAUGAUGAUGUGUCAAGUAUAGUCUCUGAGAGUGAUAAUGUGGAGAGCUGGAUGCUUUUGGGAGGUGCCAGAGAUGACAAAGAUGAUGGCAUACUCUUGAACCUUGAGGGCUGUGGAACUUCAGCCAGUGAAGGGAAAAGUGCUGCGGGUUGGACCAUCAAUGAUAAAGACUUAGAGGCACAGAUAGGUAACCAUGUUCCAGUGCGACAUAACUACAGAUACUACUCAUCAGACAAAAAUGUCAUUUGCCGAAAUUGUGAUAAACGAGGCCAUUUAUCAAAAAACUGUCCUGUCCCAAAGAAAAUUCCACCUUGUUGUCUCUGUGCACAGAGGGGCCACUUGCAAAACAGCUGUCCUGCACGGUUUUGUUUAAAUUGUUGUUUGCCUGGACACUUCUCUAGAGAAUGCCUUGAGAGAAUGUACUGGAAAAAACAUUGUAACCGCUGUGAUAUGAGAGGCCAUUAUGCAGAUGCUUGCCCAGAAAUAUGGAGGCAGUAUCACCUAACAACCAAGCCAGGACCACUGAAAAAGGCUAGUUCUUACCAGUCUCCUUUGGUGUACUGUUACAACUGUGCACAGAAAGGCCAUUAUGGAUAUGAGUGCACAAAAAAGCGGAUGUUUGGAGAGACCUUUCCUACUUUCCCCUUCAUCUAUUACUAUGAUAGUGAAUAUGACAUGAAGAGAAAUUCUCAAAGAGGAAAGAAGAAAGUACAAGAGCUUGAGGAAGCUGGCCUGGUGCUAAAGAGGCCACGUAUGGACAAUGACCAGAGACAGUACAGCCAUAUGAAAAAGAGGAGAAUGUUGAAGGAACAUGACAAGAAAAGAGAUAAGUGCUCUAUAAAGCCCAAGAAGAAGUUGCAGAGAGACACACUUAGAAGGAAACAUAAGAAGGAGGCCCAGGGAGACUAUACCAUAGAAGAGGACUUUCCAAGAGGUGGUCGUGUGGAAAAGAGCAGAAAGGCCAGAAAAUGCCGUAAGCCUGGCCUCCAAAUCAUCGGGGGCAAAAUGGAAACCCUUCAGGCUCCUCCGGAGGCACCAAAAAAACAGAAGAAAAAGAAGAAGCGGAGAAACUACACAAGCAAUAGUCGCACAGAAGAGGACAAUUUGUUUCUUAUAAAACAAAGAAAGAAGAAAUCAAAACAGAGCCCUAGUUGCUGAUCUGAUGAAAGGCAACUUGGCAAUUGGGUGUUUGCUCAAGAUAGGGCUUUGACCCACCCAUCCCCAAAUUAUGUUGUGGAAAACAAAACAACAAUGCAGUUGAGACUGGGUUUACCAAAAAGCAGAGAGCUUGCCUCUUCCAUUCCGUAAAGAGGCUGUCUUUGCUUUGACAACAAGGGAUUGAUGUAUGCAAGAAUAAAUAAGGGCUGAUGGUUUUCUACAGUUUCUGUGCUGAGACUGAAUAUUGGUGGAGGGGAAGAGUUGUAAGGGUGCACGUUGGCAGCUCAAAAACCACACCCAUGUUGUGUGUUUCAGGCAGUCUUUUAAUAAGCCCACCUGUUUAGUGGCACUUCUGUUUAGCAUACAGUAUGUGCAAGCUUUUGAAAAGGGUUUUCUAAAUGGGAAAUUCAUAGGGGACAUAGUUGACAAAAACAAAUAGGCUUAGAGCUGGUUCACAUAUUUGACAGGAGUGUCCAGAGAGGAAGCAUGUCCCCUCUGUGCUUGUCGAUCUCACGGAACGGCAGAAUGUGUGUCAGCACAAGUAUUGCUUCAGGCAGCUCCUCUCCCUGCUUCAUGAGGUGUGCUUGAUUCUGAGAAACAGGAAGGGAAGCUACAAGAGAGUUCUCCUUUCUGUCCUGAUUUAUUUUCCUGCCAAAGACUGUUGGAGUCUAGCCACUCUGCACAGAUGUCAUUCUUCUACCUUAGAUAAUAUUAUGAUGUCUUCAGUUUGUCACAGAUGCAAUCCCACGAGUUUGACUGGCAGGCCUGGUGAGAGAGAACAAGUCUCCCUUGAUACUUGUUUUCUUUUUAAUGUAAAAACAUUUG